This is a messenger RNA of Herpailurus yagouaroundi (jaguarundi), 3037 nucleotides long. It is a transcript of the gene ITGB6, whose product is annotated as integrin subunit beta 6. Gene Ontology annotation, biological process: cell-matrix adhesion; cell adhesion mediated by integrin; cell-cell adhesion. Lineage: Eukaryota; Metazoa; Chordata; Mammalia; Carnivora; Felidae. The record is from RefSeq and is a predicted model, not a curated record. Gene Ontology annotation, molecular function: integrin binding. The transcript has 19 exons. Gene Ontology annotation, cellular component: cell surface; integrin alphav-beta6 complex; focal adhesion. Bases 597 to 3023 code for a protein of 808 amino acids.
CACUUGGGGUUUCAUGUAAAUCAACCAGACAUUCUGUCAUUCACCAGCAAUAUCUCUCCAUAGUAGUCUACACCAAUGUGCCUUCAUGAAAUAUUUCACUAUGUUUGUGGAAGAAAUAUUCAAAUGAACGUGCUUUUUCAGGAAUGGUGACACCAGAAUGUUACAAAUCUGUUCAUUACCACAACAAGGAUAAAUGGUAUUUCUGCCAAAGACUUGAUAACGGGUGCAGUAAUGCAUCUCAGCACUUUCUGAAAUUAAAGGUCUGCCCUGAGAGAAUUCGCAUGCUUGUCUAGAAAUACACCUUUAAAGGAUAAUCUCCCAGGACAUAGGCCCAGCCACAAAGAAGCCUGUCCAAGAGUUCAUUUCAAUUUUCUGCAAAGGAUUUAACAAUGGAAUACAAAAAUCUCAGGGUGCAGAGAGACUAAGAGAAAUUAUACAAAAAUUUCUACUGAAUGAAUUUCCCCACCUUCUUGGUGAUUGUACGUACACCUGCCUUCCUUAUAAGGAGAACAAGGAAGUAAAUCAUGUUGAAGUUGCUUUUAAACACAGCUUUCCUUCUUUACCUGUCCAGGUAGCCUGUUUUCAUUUCAGUCUUAAUGAAAACUUUUAAAUUUACAUCUCAAGUUUCUUUUCAAAGCAGCCGAGAACUGAAACGAAUGGGGAUUGAACUGCUUUGCCUGUUCUUUCUAUUUCUAGGAAGGAAUGAUCACGUACAAGGUGGCUGUGCUAUGGGAGGUGCAGAAACCUGUGAAGACUGCUUACUCAUUGGACCUCAGUGUGCCUGGUGUUCUCAGGAGAAUUUUACCCAUCCAUCUGGAAUUGGAGAAAGGUGUGAUACCCCAGCAACUCUUUUAGCUAAAGGAUGUCAACUAACUUUCAUCGAAAACCCUGUCUCCCAAAUAGAAAUACUUACAAAUAAGCCUCUCAGUGUAGGCAGACAGAAAAAUAGUUCUGACAUUGUUCAGAUUGCACCUCAAAGCUUGACUCUUAAAUUGAGACCAGGUAGUGAACAGACCCUGCAAGUGCAAGUCCGCCAGACAGAGGACUACCCAGUGGACUUGUAUUACCUCAUGGACCUCUCAGCCUCCAUGGAUGAUGACCUCAACACAAUCAAAGAGUUGGGCUCCCUGCUUUCCAAGGAGAUGUCUAAAUUAACCAGCAAUUUUAGACUGGGCUUCGGCUCUUUUGUGGAAAAACCCGUCUCCCCUUUUAUGAAAACAACACCAGAAGAAAUCGCCAACCCUUGCAGUAGUAUUCCAUACUUCUGCUUACCUACAUUUGGAUUCAAGCACAUUCUGCCAUUAACAAAUGAUGCUGAAAGAUUCAAUGAAAUUGUGAAGAAUCAGAAAAUUUCUGCUAAUAUUGAUACACCAGAAGGUGGAUUUGAUGCAAUUAUGCAAGCUGCUGUGUGUAAGGAAAAAAUUGGCUGGCGGAAUGACUCCCUCCAUCUCCUGGUCUUUGUGAGUGAUGCUGAUUCUCAUUUUGGAAUGGACAGCAAACUGGCAGGCAUCGUCAUUCCUAACGAUGGGCUCUGUCACUUGGACAACAAAAAUGAAUACUCCAUGUCAACUGUUUUGGAAUAUCCAACAAUUGGACAACUCAUUGAUAAACUGGUGCAAAAUAACGUGUUAUUAAUCUUUGCUGUAACCCAAGAACAAGUUCAUUUAUAUGAGAAUUAUGCAAAACUCAUUCCUGGAGCUACAGUAGGGCUACUUCAGAAGGACUCUGGAAACAUUCUCCAGCUGAUCAUCUCAGCUUACGAAGAACUCCGGUCUGAGGUGGAACUGGAAGUGUUAGGAGACACGGAGGGACUCAACCUGUCUUUCACAGCGAUCUGUAACAACGGUGCCCUCUUCCCGCACCAAAAGAAAUGCUCUCACAUGAAGGUGGGAGACACAGCUUCAUUCAACGUGACCGUGAGUAUACCAAACUGCGAGAGAAGAAACAGGCACAUUAUCGUAAAGCCCGUGGGGCUGGGGGACACCCUAGAAAUACUUGUCAGUCCGGAAUGCAACUGCAAUUGUCAGAAAGAAGUGGAAGUGAACAGCUCCAAAUGCCACAACGGGAACGGGUCCUUCCAGUGUGGUGUGUGUGCCUGCAACCCUGGCCACAUGGGUCCUCGCUGUGAGUGCGGGGAGGACAUGCUGAGCACAGACUCCUGCAAGGAGGCCCCGGAUCACCCCUCCUGCAGUGGAAGAGGCGACUGCUACUGUGGGCAGUGCAUCUGCCACUUGUCUCCCUACGGAAACAUUUAUGGGCCCUACUGCCAAUGUGAUGACUUCUCCUGCGUGAGACACAAAGGGCUGCUCUGCGGAGAUAACGGCGACUGUGACUGCGGCGAGUGCGUGUGCAGGACGGGCUGGGCGGGCGAAUACUGUAACUGCACCACCAGCACCGACGCCUGCGUCUCGGAGGACGGGGUGCUCUGCAGCGGGCGAGGGGACUGCAUCUGUGGCAAGUGUGUUUGCACGAACCCGGGGGCCUCUGGACCCACCUGUGAACGUUGUCCUACCUGUGGCGAUCCCUGUAACUCCAAACGGAGCUGCAUUGAAUGUCACCUGUCUGCCGAUGGCCAGGCCCGAGAAGAAUGUGCUGACAAAUGCAAACUAGUUGGUGCGACCAUCAAUGAAGCAGAAGAUUUUUCAAAGGAUAGUUCUGUUCCCUGUUCUCUGCAAGGAGAAAAUGAAUGUCUUAUUACAUUCCUAAUAACUACAGACAAUGAAGGGAAAACCAUCAUUCACAGCAUCAAUGAGAAAGACUGUCCAAAGCCCCCAAACAUUCCCAUGAUCAUGUUGGGGGUUUCACUGGCUAUUCUUCUCAUUGGGGUUGUCCUCCUGUGCAUUUGGAAGCUGUUGGUGUCAUUUCAUGAUCGUAAAGAAGUUGCCAAAUUUGAAGCAGAGCGGUCAAAGGCCAAGUGGCAAACGGGAACCAAUCCACUGUAUAGAGGUUCGACCAGUACCUUCAAAAACGUAACCUAUAAACACAGGGAGAAACAAAAGAUGGAUCUUUCCGCAGAUGGAUAGAACUACUUCAUGCA